This is a messenger RNA of Clonostachys rhizophaga, 2154 nucleotides long. The record is from the annotation of a GenBank genome assembly. NCBI's taxonomy places the organism in Eukaryota, Fungi, Ascomycota, Sordariomycetes, Hypocreales, Bionectriaceae.
AUGAUGAGGCACGGGCCCGGCACCUUGACUCCUGCCGGAGCUCCUCAUCCUUGCAAUGACAAGUAUGUCAUUGUCUAUGACACGGAGAAAGUUGACAGCGAAAGGGCACAGAGAGACCUGACGACUCUGCUCACUGAUUUGGAGACUGCCGGUUUAUAUACCGAGGUCAGGCCUGGCUAUGACAUGACAAUACUGAUUUUCGCCAAAGCCCCCAAGGAAUUGCUGGGCAACGCUGUGUACAAGUCAAGAGUCAAGGACUGGCUAUUUGGCAUCAUCACUCGACAUCCCGGCGGCAACAAAGACACCGUGGUCGAUGGGGCGUACGAGGCUGAGGAUAUUCUUUCCGUCUAUCACCUCGUCAGCUGGCCUAAAUCUCUUGGUGGUGCUGGCAUCACCCCCGAAUGGGGCCAGUGGGAGCAUGUCAAAUCCAUUUUCCCACUCCAUAAUGAGGCAAAGAAUCAGGCUCUGUUGAAACACCUUAGCAAGCGACUGGUUUUGACCAUGGAAGAUCUUGAUCAGAUUCGGGAUUUAUUCGGGACCAAGGUUGCAUUUUACUUUGCCUUUAUUCAGACCUACCUGGUACUGCUUACAUUCCCCGCCGUUACAGGCUUCAUCACCUGGUUCUUAGGUGGACGAUACUCACUCACCUAUGCCAUCACCACCUGUGUCUGGUGUACCUUCAUGGUCGAAUACUGGAAGAUUCAACAAACGGAUCUGACCAUCCGGUGGGGCGUCCGGAACAUCGCGAGUGCCAAAGUGAACAGGCCACAGUUCCAGUGGGAGAAGAGCUGGGUUGACGAGACUGGCAGGACGCGGUAUUACUUCCCUCGAUGGAAGCUGAUCCUCCGCCACCUGCUGCAAAUCCCAUUCGUUCUUCUCGCUACAAUUGCGCUUGGAGCUAUCAUCAUCGCCGUGUUCGCGCUUGAGAUUCUCAUCACUGAAGGGUACCAGGGACCCUACAAGACUGCUGUGGAGUUCCUCCCCACCAUCAUGCUCGCAUUGGCGUUGCCGGGAAUCAGCGGAUUUCUUGAGUCAAUUGCCGAUGCCUUGACUGACUUUGAGAACCAUAGAACAGCAGAUACCUAUGAAAUGUCUCGCACACAGAAGCGAUUCAUCCUCAGUGGCAUCACUAAUUACUUGCCCAUUUUGGUUACGGCCUUUGUAUAUGUUCCCUUUGGAGAGAGGAUUAUCCCCUGGCUGAGCCUCAAGACUAGGGCACUCUUGGGGCCCUUGGGGCCUAGAGUCUUCUUUGACGAGCAUCAGGCCUUCAACGUCGAUUCGGGCAGACUGCGCGACGAGGUCAUCGCGCUCGCUUUGACGGGCCAAGUGUCCUCCUUCUUCGAGGAAAACAUCAUCCCCGUCGCGAAGCGAAAGUUCCAGGGCUGGUACCGCGACUACCGCGCUGCUCACUACAGCGGCAACGCCAUGAUCGCCGCGGCGGAGAAGGACGACCCUCUUGAAGCUGAGUUCCUGCUCACUGCAAGAAACCAGGCCACGCUGGAUACCUACAACGUCCAGGAUGAUAUCGCUGAAGUUGUGAUACAGUUCGGAUACCUGGCACUCUUCUCCCCCGUCUGGCCCCUUAUCUCGAUCGGAUUCCUCAUCAACAACGUCAUCGAGCUGCGCACCGACUUCCUCAAGAUCGUCACUGAGCAGCAGCGACCCGCACCCGUGCGUAGCGACGGCAUCGGCCCGUGGAUCAGCUCGCUCGACUUCCUGACCUGGGCGGGUAGCAUUACGACUGGGGCCAUCGUCCACCUGUUCGGCGCCAACAGUAUCGCGGGGGGCGCGUGGUGGGCGCUCCCAAUCACGAUAUUUAUCAGCGAGCACAUCUUCGUCGCGCUGCGGGCCAUGGUGCGGUUUGUGCUGCAGCGGAUGGGGUCCAGGCACAUCCGCAAGGAGCGCAGCGAGAAGUACGCUAUCCGGGCUAAGUACCUGGAGGAGAUGGAAGCGAACAAGCAGGCUGGGGCGAGGCUGACGGUCGCGGAGAGGGAUCGCAGGAAGUCGAUCCGCGCUUUCGGUGGUGAUUCCUUCUUCACGAAGCAGAUUGAGGAUGGGGCGAGCGCCCUGGUUGCUAUAAGCCUGGUGCAGGCCUGUGGGAAGGAUGGCCACUCGCAAGAAGGAGCGGCGGCGGAUAGUAAAAAGGAGAUUUGA